Trichoderma aggressivum f. europaeum is the source of this 984-nucleotide messenger RNA. RefSeq lists its product as uncharacterized. The coding region runs from base 1 to 984 and encodes 327 amino acids. Lineage: Eukaryota; Fungi; Ascomycota; Sordariomycetes; Hypocreales; Hypocreaceae. The transcript has a single exon. The record is from RefSeq and is a predicted model, not a curated record.
AUGCGCUUCUCUACUCUCUUCAACAUUGCCCGCCUCGCCUUCUUCGCAGUGCCGUCGGCUGCUUCAAUGCUCGAAGUCUUCCAUGGCACCUCUUGCGAAGACGAACCAAACGGAGCCCUGACGCAAAUGCUAUACGCGAGCCAUGUUGGGUACAGCUUCUGUUCCUUUGCCUACAGUUAUGGCUCGAGCAUAGUCGUCCGCUCUGGCGAAGAACCAGACAAUCCAGAUUGGCCAUACUGUGAAUGGAAGUUCUACAGUGAUGACUCCUGCCAGGUCCCUGUCGCAACGAUGAAUCCCGAGGGCCACAACUGUGCUUGCACCGUCCUCCCCGCGUUCCGAUCCUAUGAACUCGACUGCCUCCGCCUAUCAGGGGAUCGAAGAAGACGAGUGCGAGCUCGACAACGUAACACGGUCCCACGAACCAUCGACGCCGGCCAGGGAUACACGCUCAAAGAACGCAACUUGACUGAGCCAACAAUGGAUGCAAAGAACAUCAGUUUCCCACCUGCGCAGUAUUGGGGGGGCACCUGUGACCGGCCCGUGCCUACGUUCCGAACCAACCUGUCGUUUACCAGCGCCUCACAGGUUCGCAACAUGGCCAGUAUCAUGGUUGACAGGUUUGAAGUGAUCGAGCCGGGAGAUCCAGGAUUUGUUGGCAACAUCUUUCACGCAGCGCACCAGCACCUGCACCCCAUAUUUACGCAACUGGAGAGACUCUGGAAAUUUGACAGGGUGGUGACCGCUAGUGGUCCCCUACAUGUUACGAUGGAGUUUACAAUCAUCUCGGCGCCUGGAUAUGCUCUCGGGACAGUCAUUGAAGCAAUCAAUCCCGAGCGGAUGCCGCGGAUACUCUACGUGCUGUAUUAUACAAUGCGCAGGCACAGUAUGAAGGCUGUGAAAUUUCGGCUCAGUAGCAUAAAUGAAGGUGAAGCCACUCCUAUCACGACAAUGGUUGUUCGUGUUUUGGGUUCCGUCGAUGUAUAG